UUUGGAGAGUACUCCAAUUCCUCUUCUCAAACAUUAUUAUACACUUGGUGCCACUGCGCCUCUCUCUGGUCUUUAUAAGAAGUGUCUCCAGCCAUCACUCCCCAUAUCAAUCCACCCUCAAGCAAAGAAGGAUAAUCAACAUCUUACCACUUGCUUCUUCCUUCCACUCAGUCAUAAUGGCAUCCGAAUCACUCGCGCAAACCUUGGGUUCAUUAUGGACCCCAGAGCAAAACAAGCUCUUUGAGAGAGCUCUAGCAGUGUACGACAAGGACACACCAGACCGUUGGCAGAAUGUAGCUAGGGCUGUUGGAGGGAAAACAGCUGAGGAAGUGAAGAAACACUAUGAGCUACUGGUGGAGGACCUCAGACACAUUGAGUCAGGCUUGGUACCAUAUCCCAGCUAUAAGGUAUCUGGUGAUAGGGAAAGUGGAGCUAGUGAAGAGCAAAGGCUCAGGUAUUUAAAGCUCCAUUAAUAAAGCGGGGAAAUCAAGUUCACGAAAUUCGAAAGCUGUGCUGAGAAGGAAACAACUUGAAUUGUUUGGUUUAGUAUUCAUAAAAUGUCUAAGCUCGUUUACCGUCCUAGAAUCAGCUUGAACAUAAUGUGAAAAGUUGUUGAGAUUUAACUACUGCUCUUUAGUAACUUAAA
Messenger RNA from Zingiber officinale, 646 nucleotides. RefSeq names its product protein RADIALIS-like 3. Gene Ontology annotation, molecular function: DNA-binding transcription factor activity. Bases 177 to 473 code for a protein of 98 amino acids. The record is from RefSeq and is a predicted model, not a curated record. The transcript has 2 exons. NCBI's taxonomy places the organism in Eukaryota, Viridiplantae, Streptophyta, Magnoliopsida, Zingiberales, Zingiberaceae.